This is a messenger RNA of Suillus paluster, 477 nucleotides long. RefSeq lists its product as uncharacterized. The transcript has 3 exons. The coding region runs from base 1 to 477 and encodes 158 amino acids. The record is from RefSeq and is a predicted model, not a curated record. NCBI's taxonomy places the organism in Eukaryota, Fungi, Basidiomycota, Agaricomycetes, Boletales, Suillaceae.
AUGCUCACUUGUAGCACUGAGCCGGACAUCAUCACAUUUCCAGGUGGCAUCCACCCAAGGAAAUCUAUUCGUGUCUGGCAGGUCCCAUACCACAUGACCCCCAGUGCCUCAUCUUCAAGCCACUCCUCCACCACCUUCUACACCAGCCUUCUAGAGGAGCCGUCUUUGCGUUUGAUCCAAUCCAGCUGGCUUGAGGCUCUUGCUGAUCUUGCGUGCUAUCGUAUGGCCAUAGCUGGGAUGGUUAUUAAUAACCAAUUGAAAGGCCCGGCACUGACUACAGAUGAUGUAUCUAAAGUGGCCGCGGAUAUUGAGCCAGAGAAGGAGUGCUUGGGAAAGAGUUCACCCUUCAUCUGUCCAGUUCUCCAUCCUGCUAUUCCGCCUGGCGCUCCGCCUUCAUCUCCGCACUCACCCCUAACUCCUUUUAGAUUAGCUAUUGCUCCGGUUACCGGUUAUGUCCUUUUCCGCUAUGCUUACUGA